Messenger RNA from Anthostomella pinea, 1323 nucleotides. The record is from the annotation of a GenBank genome assembly. NCBI's taxonomy places the organism in Eukaryota, Fungi, Ascomycota, Sordariomycetes, Xylariales, Xylariaceae.
AUGGCACCCUCUCCGAAAGAAGGCGGAGACGCGAAGGGCGAGUCCCCUGAUCUCGCGGAGAAGUACGCGCUGUUGCAAGCGAAGUACGACGCGCUCCUGAAGAACCCACAGACCCCGGGUCCACGAUUGCGAGCUGGAUCAGAAGCAUCCACGACGACUGUUCGCAAGCUUGGUGAAGAUGGGACUGUUCAUCUCACCCUCGAGGGAUCCGAUUCGGAUGCCCCCCCAAAGCGCGAGCGCGCGGUACGCCUGCGCGACUCCAAAGGCCGCUUUCUGAAGAAGCAGCCGCCAGCGAGCGACCUUGAGAAUGACGAUACAUUUGCCGAGGCAUGGCAGACCAUCAAGCCCAAUCGGAAGAAGAACCUGUUUGCAAAGAAUAGCGACCAGAAACGCAACAGGCGCGAUGAAUCGGUGUUCGACCUCAUGAGAGACUCCGAUCAGGAACAGGAUGCCAGAGAAGCAUCCGAUCCUGACUCCGAUUGCUCUUAUAGCUCGGAUGACGAUUCGCCGGACUCAGACUCUGACAAUCGCAGCGCUUCUUCAAAGAAAAAGAAGCCCAAGAUAGACAUCCGAAGCAUGAGGGCAUCUCAGGAGCCGAUACAGCGCGCCAUUCAGUGGAAGAAAUUCAAGUUUUCCCCGGUGAAAGAAAACUAUCUCAAAGGCUUUGAGAAUUGGGUGUUAUACAAGGACACUCUCCUCAUCUCCCUCUAUAUGAUCGGAUGGGAUUGGGGUGAUGAGAUCAGCCGCGAGGGAGAUCUCACCAUCGCUGAGGCAAUUAUCAACACCUGCAAAGCUGGCCCGAUCGACCUCAUCUCCGGACUCAGAGGUGGCGUCGCGAUGAUCAAGGCUCUUGAUAAGGCCUACGCGACAAGCGGCAAGAUACACCAACGAGCGCUCUGGGACGAGCUCACGAAGCUCGAGUACGAUGGCAACUGCCCGAUCAGAUACACCUCGAAAUGGCAGAGACUUGUUUGCCAGUGUACAGACUCAGGCUUCAAGAUGGGACGAGAUCAGCUCGUCACCAUGUUCCUCUCAUCUACGAAGAGCAAGGCCACUGGAUGGACAAAGCAGAUCGAAAAGCUGCUUCGAUACCAGAAGACGGGUCGUGUGAGCGUCCUGAUCGAGGAUUUCCACAACGAAUUCAAGGAUAAAGUCGGCAAGAAGCCUGACACCAACAGUUCUGACAAGAAGAACAAGGGACAGGGCGGUCGCUCACACGCUGCAGAUGGCGAUGACAAAAAGGAUGCCAAUAAGGGCGCCAACAAGAAAAAGAAGUGCAAGGGACUCUCUACUGAUGAGUACGACAAGGAUAAGGGUCCCUAG